Capsicum annuum is the source of this 2306-nucleotide messenger RNA. Its product is annotated as shaggy-related protein kinase theta. The coding region runs from base 459 to 1856 and encodes 465 amino acids. Gene Ontology annotation, cellular component: cytoplasm. Gene Ontology annotation, molecular function: protein serine/threonine kinase activity; ATP binding. Lineage: Eukaryota; Viridiplantae; Streptophyta; Magnoliopsida; Solanales; Solanaceae. The transcript has 13 exons. Gene Ontology annotation, biological process: protein phosphorylation; signal transduction. The record is from RefSeq and is a predicted model, not a curated record.
CAAAUUUGAUUGAGGAGUUUUAAGUAAAAUUUUGAAACAAAUUUAGUAACCUCAACCAAUUUUAAAUUUUGAUAUUCAAAAUUUUCAUUAUGACACGUAUAUUUGAUAGAUGGAGUACAAUAUUUAUGUUUGUCCCUUUUAUAUUAUUGUCAGAGCAGUUUCGUUUUCAAUUUCUCUUCCCUCUUGUCUCCUUUUUGUUGAACGCAGAAAGGAGAACAAACAGAUAAAUUUAUUAUUUCUUCAAUUCAUUUUUCUAUGCUUCUUGUUCUGAAUAUUAAUUUCUUGUUAAUUCUUAGCCUUCUCUCUUUUUUCCUUCUAUAAUUGAAGGAAAAUUUCAGAAACUUUCUUUGUUUCUGAUUUAAAAAAAAAAGAGGAGGAACAACAAUUUUUUUUUUUUUAAUUUUAAGUUUGAAAGAGAAUUUCUAUUUAAGAUUUGGAUAAAUUGAAAAAGGGAAGAGAUGAACGUGAUGCGUCGCCUUAAGAGCAUUGCUUCUGGACAAUCGUCCAUUUCCGAUCCUGGAGGGGAUUUUAGCCUAAAGAGACCGAAGGUUGAUCAAGAAGUAGAUCACAGGGUUGAUAUUGAAAUUCAAUUGGAAGAGCAGUGUCCUAUAACGCUAAAUGAUGAUGUGGCUUCUACAUCUGAAGGAAGUGCUUCAAGUACAUUAACUGUCGAUACUAGGCAAGAAAAAUCUGGAUGUAAGGAGCUUCCAAAAGAAAUGAGUGGAAUGAAAAUUAGAGGCAAAAUCUCUGAUGACCAUGAGGAUAUGGAACCUACUGUUGUUAGCGGUAAUGGAACAGAAACAGGCCAGAUAAUUGUGACUACUCUGAGUGGUCGAAAGGGAAAGAAGAAACAGACGCUGUCUUACAUGGCUGAACGUGUGGUGGGUACGGGAUCAUUCGGAGUUGUAUUUCAGGCUAAGUGCCUUGAAACAGGUGAAUCUGUGGCAAUAAAGAAGGUCUUGGAGGACAGGAGAUACAAGAACAGGGAACUGCAGAUUAUGCGCAUGCUUGAUCAUCCUAAUGCUGUUCACCUGAGACACUGUUUCUAUUCUACUACUGAGAAGAAUGAGGUUUACCUUAACCUUGUUCUGGAGUACGUAUCUGAAACCGUGUACCGAGUUUCAAGGCACUACAGCAGAGUGAACCAUCACAUGCCAAUCAUAUUUAUUCAACUAUACAUGUACCAGCUAUGUCGGGCUUUGAAUUACAUGCACAAUGUAAUUGGGGUAUGUCACCGUGAUAUUAAACCUCAGAAUCUUUUGGUUAAUCCACACACCCAUCAGUUAAAGAUCUGUGAUUUUGGAAGUGCAAAGAUGCUGGUGCCUGGGGAGCCCAAUAUAGCCUACAUUUGUUCGCGGUAUUAUAGAGCACCUGAAUUGAUCUUUGGGGCUACAGAGUACACAACUGCAAUUGAUAUGUGGUCAGCUGGUUGCGUUUUCGCUGAAUUACUUUUGGGACAGCCUCUUUUCCCUGGAGAAAGUGGCGUUGAUCAGCUGGUGGAGAUAAUCAAGAUUUUGGGAACACCAACUAGAGAGGAAAUUAGGUGCAUGAAUCCAAGCUAUAAGGAGUUCAAGUUUCCUCAAAUCAAAGCUCACCCGUGGUACAAGAUAUUUCACCGAAGAAUACCUCCUGAAGCAGUGGAUCUGGCGUCAAGGCUCCUCCAGUAUUCUCCAACUUUGCGCUGUACUUCUUUAGAGGCAUGUGCACACCCUUUCUUUGAUGCUCUGAGGGAUCCAAAUGCAUGCUUACCAAAUGGACGACCUUUCCCACCUCUAUUCAACUUUACACCUCAAGAACUUUCUGGUGCACCUACUGAACUGCGACAACGCCUCAUUCCUGAGCACACGAGGAAAUGAAUUUUGUGUUAAGGAACAUCUCUUAGGCAUUACAAAAAUGAGUUUUUGAGGGGUCGGUCUGUUGUCCAUGUGAUGAGCAGUGUUCUACAGCAUCAAAUGCAAGCUAUGUUCUAGGCCAGCCUUGGUGGAAUAUCUUAUAUUCCAAGGCAAGGAUGGUGGUGAUCAGAGUUAGGUCCAUCACUGCAAUUCUUUUAUUUAUUAAAUUGAUGUGUUAGUAAAGAAUGCCCUAGGCAGUUCUAGAUGAGUUCACAUCUAUUAAUUCUUUUUUGUUACUACAAACAUGUAGUUUGUGGGCAUUCAGAAGAUCAGUAGGUUCUUCCAUACAGGAUUACUAGUUGAAGUGCGUGUUUAUUUUUGUGUCAUUUUUUAUUUCUUCCACUUGCCCUAUAGAAAUGUGAAAUUCAUUACUGUACCUAACGGCUCUUUAAAACUACUUCAAUAGUCUCAGUA